This is a messenger RNA of Cladocopium goreaui, 1986 nucleotides long. The record is from the annotation of a GenBank genome assembly. Lineage: Eukaryota; Dinophyceae; Suessiales; Symbiodiniaceae.
AUGGAGAUAGUUUUUGGCCGUUGGCCAAUGGCCUGUGACUUGCCAGGCCUGCCUCGUCAAAGCGUGAGGUGUAUUGAUGCCAGCCAAGCGGCCAUUGCCCUUGUCAGACGCAGCUCUGGGUCACAAAGGUGAAGGCGGCACAGGCGAUCUGACGAAUCAGUCGGCAAUUGGCGAGACCAAUGACGGCCUGCCUUUGCCUGUGAAGAAUACAUUCAUCGAUGUGCCAUCUGGAUUUUCACCUUCACACACUCCGACGGACAAUAGCCAGCCAGUAAGCACUGCCCCGGCACAGGUGCACUACCAGGGCUUUGUGAAAAGGGCUGUGCUGGACUCCGUAGAAGAAAUCUCAGCAGCUCCUGAUGGGCUAUGUUCACAAGGAACAAGAGUCCCACCGGUUCGGUCUGGAUUGGCCGCCAAUAUUCUACCAGCAACUCCGCCACUUAUGACUCCUUCACCCACCGGAACCUCCUUAUUUUCAGACACAAGGUACGAGCUCUUUGGGGGCCCUUUGCCACUGAAGGAGGUGCCACCAACAGUGGCACCAUGUUCGAGUCAAACAGCACCUGCAACUCAAGAGUGCGAAACGCACUCAGGGUUCCCUUUGUCUGUCGCUCCCAGCCAGGCCUCUGUGCUCUACCAAAGCCAGAGUCAGCAUGGAUAUGGUUUUCCGACUCCGCCAAAUCCAUCCUGUGGCUCACUUUUUGCUCCAGUCCGUGAACCUGCUGGAGCCUUGGGCACCGAAUUUGCAAGGCUUGCUCUGGGAAAGCCCGACAGUGACGACGAAGAUGCAGACUCAGAAGCAGAGCGGCAGCAGGCUGCGCUAGCUGCAAGUGGCAGAACGAUUGAAACUGCUCCAAAACCACCUCCGGGUGCUUUGCACCCGUCAUUGGGCUCAGAGUUUCAUGAGAGUGGCAAUUGUAAGAGAUGCUGCUUUUAUCCCCGAAACAGGUGCUUGAAUGGCUAUGAGUGCGAGUUCUGUCACUACGAGCAUGAGAAGCGCAAACGUAAAAACAAAAAGAACAAAAAGAAAAAAGCGGAGGCUGGGGACCAAAUGGACGACUUCUUCGCUGAAGGUGCUUUGACUGAUCUUGGGUGGCAACCUGGACAGAUGCAGCCCGUUCAGAUUCCCCCACGGAUUCCUCCUGCGCAGAUGACCCCUACUGCGCCACAUCCACCAGGUGGCGCCCCCUACAUGGAUGCCCCUUUGACAUACCAGUGGACUGAUGGAGUGCCUGGGCAGACGCCGCCACCACCAAUCAUCCCUGGAUAUGAAGACUAUGUGGCUGCAUGUUGCAGCCGGAGAUUGCCUGGAAUAGAGCCGCCUGCCCUAGCCACAAACCCACCACCGCAGCAGCAGGCCCAAGCAUACUAUGAGAAUCAUGAGCGCACGCCAAACUACCAUGGCCCGGGCUAUGAAGCUCCAACACAGCUCAUCCCGCCAUACUUUGGUGCGCCCACGUCGCCAGCUCCAGGCGCGCUUGACCCUGCAGCUGCUCCAUGGGUCCCGCCUACCUCACCCCCCUCCGCACAACCAUCACAGAGUACAGCAACACAGGCUUCAGAUGCCCACCAAACAGCAUCACGGUCGACAAGUGUGGCGGUAGCGCCAGAAAAAGCAAAAACCGCCUCUGUUGAAGAGAGUCCUGCCGAUGCAACAAAGACAGGCACACAUUCAAAUGGAAGUGGGCUGCAAGAAAAUGAGGCGUUGGACGCUCCAAGCCAAGCGCAGCUCAACCUGGACAUGCCAAAUAUGCCACCACCUGAUUCCUCCCCGAAAUUGAGCACAGAUCUCAUGACUUUGCAGCAGGAUCCUCCGCCUCCAGAUCAAAGUCCUACAUUGCCUACUUGAUCCGACAUUGUCAUGCUGGAAUGUGUGGUGAAAAGGGCCGCUCUUGCUUGACUUUGCUGGCAAAACAUGUGAGCAGUGAAUGCGGGCGUCGCGAGACUAACAAAGGUCGGAUUUGUGGGAAGAGAGCGAUCAGAAAA